AUGAGUGACUCAGGCUAUUCCUAUGGCGAUGACGGAGGCACGGUGGGCUUGGAGAACGACCUGCCAGGGUCCAUUGAAGAGCCUUUGGGCAGCCAAGCUUCGGAGAAGCCUUACAUCGAGCACUUCAGGGAUGCCGCGAAGGUAUAUCGGUGCGGCCAGACCUUUCUAGAUAGGUUUAACAUGGAUCCCUAUGCAGUACAUCGCAAAGACAAUUUGUACUAUCCAUUCAUGUCCCGUCAGGAUUGGGAGCUCGGCAGUGUUCUCCUGUGCUCGUCAUUAAGUAUGGCAGCCAUGGACGAGUUCCUGGGGCUGAAACUAGUUAAAGCAUUGCCCCUCUCCUUUCGUACCACCAAGGAGUUACAUGGGCGUUCUGAGCUGCUGCCUUCUGUUCCGAAGUGGCAGUACCACAUCAUCUCGACGACUCACCCAACAAAGAAACCUCUACAUCUUUACUGGCGCGAUCCAUUAGAUUGCAUCGAAUCGCUUUUUAGCCACCCGCUCUUUGCAAACAAAAUAGAUCUCACACCUCAACGUGUUUAUGAUACAGUGGAAUGUACAGCACGAAUUUACAGCAAAUGGGUAACGGGGGACACAGCAUGGUCAAUGCAGUCACAACUUCCGGAUGGUGCAACAUUGUUAGGCAUCAUCCUUUCCUCCGAUAAAACCAACAUUACCAACAUGACUGGUGGACGUGUUGCUCACCCGCUCCUGAUCAGCCUUGCCAAUAUCAAGAUGGCGACUCGAAAUAAGGCAUCCUCACAUGCUUUCCUCCUGACAGCACUGCUUCCAAUUGCUGAAUUUUUGCAUCCGGUGAAGCGGAUGCAGAGUGUUCUUGAAGCCCGCUUGGUCCACCAAUGUCUAGAUAUUGUGCUGGAGCCACUCAAGCAAGCUACACGCAUCGGGCAGAUGAUGUCAGACCCGCUUGGGAACCUCAGAUAUUCUAAAACGACUCUCAGCCAGCUUUCAAGCAUCAAUUGUGAUCCUCUUGACGUUGAAGGCUACUUCAAUGCAUGUGCCGCCUUCCGCCUGAGUGGUGUGGCCCAGCCAUUCUGGCGCAAUCGGCCACUUGCAGAUCCAUAUCUGUUUUUGACUCCAGAAUCCCUGCAUCACUGGCACCGUGAGUGCUAUGAUCACAAUGUUAAGUGGUGUCUUGCAGCUGUUGGUGAGCAGGAACUAGACUUUCGCUUCUCCAUUUUACAACCACUCAUGACGUUCCGACGCUUCAAUGGCGGUAUUUCAAAUCUUAAACAAGUCACUGGAAGAGCCCAGUGCGACAUGCAACGUUAUAUUGUUGCUCUCAUUGCAGAUGCAGCCCCCCAUGGCGUUGUCAUAGCUAUUUGUGCGCUGAUGGAUUUUCGCUACUUAUCACAGGCGACAACGAUCAAUCAAGAACAUUUCGGUUCUCUCUUGCAGUGGUCUGCCGACACCACCGAGCAUGCUCACAUCACCCUUAUCAAGGAUCCUGCAGAUUCCACCAACAACAUCAAUUAUGAUGCUCAAAUAUGCCGGUUUCUUGAUCGCCAAGAAAAGUGUCGAAACUUUCAGAUCACAACAUCGAUAAUCGCUCAGUCAGAGUCAGAGUCACAACUUGAAGCCUCUGCUUCUUCAUCUCGAAUGAUGGAUGAUGAUUCUGAACAUCAUGACUCAGAUGAAGGUCCACUGGCAUAUAUUGAUGAAGCUCAUUUGCAGACAGUUUCAGAUGAUCUCUGGGGGCCGAAGCGUGUUGUGACCAAUUUUUUCAGAAAGGCAGAGCAAGUCUCUUUGGACAUCCAAGGAGCCAGACCUCUCCGCACAUUUGUGGUCGGUGCAACAGCAAUUCACCUCAAUUUUGAUCCUUCCAUACGACACAUACCAGUCGAUGUCAUUGCUGAAAAACUAUCUCUACCCGACUUGCAGGGAGCACUCGCUGACUAUAUUCAACGAGAGGGUACUACGGCUCAGAAAUUCCACUUGCUGGGGGGACAACGCCGAGCACCGUCCGAUGCACCUCUUCCAUUUGACGACCUUAUGGUCUGGUUCAAAGUGCAUGUGCAGCAGGCAUCAUACCAUACCCCGUCGAUCAUUCCUCCUGCUCUCACGGUCAAUGCAUCUCCCCUGAGUGCAACUUGGAAGCAUGGCCACUACGAUGCUGCUAUUUUCGUCGUUGAUGACACCAGACAUGAACAAUGGCCCACUAGUGGGCUUAAAGGCCAUGCUGUUGUUGAGGUGCACCUUAUCAUGCAACCACUUCCUCCACGGGGAACUAGUAGUAGUGCCUCUUGGGCUGCGCAUUUCCUUAUGUAUGUUCAACGGUUGGAUGUCAUGCCUCAGCAACAUGGCAAAUUACUAGAACACACAAUGCAAAUGCAUGUUUUAAAGUGUGCAAUGCGAUCAGCAGGGACUCCUUUUGGUGACAUCCUCCCACUAGAUCAACUUCGUUCUCUGGCUCACAUUAUCCCCCACUUUGGCCAUGUUGCCGAUUCAUGUCUAACAGCGGAAAAUAGUGCUCAUUUUGCUCAGACGUUCUUCUUGAACAAAUACAUUGACAAGGACUUCUACUAUGCUAUCUCAAACUCCGAGCCGUAG
Messenger RNA from Suillus paluster, 2565 nucleotides. RefSeq lists its product as uncharacterized. Lineage: Eukaryota; Fungi; Basidiomycota; Agaricomycetes; Boletales; Suillaceae. The coding region runs from base 1 to 2565 and encodes 854 amino acids. The record is from RefSeq and is a predicted model, not a curated record. The transcript has 6 exons.